UGUAAAUCUAGUUUAUUUUAUACGUUUAUGUACUAUCUAAGCUAAACUUUUUUUAACGUUUUCCUUGAUAUUCUUGCACGUCGCAACUGUAUGUUGAGGAUGAGAUUCACUCACAUUCACCUUUUGAGCAUCAACAUGCCCUACAUUCGCACUGUCGUAAGUGGGGCAGUCCGCAUCACUUACUUUCCCAUAGCUCGUUCGAUCGUCUUGGUCAUACUUUUAUCACGGCAACUCAACUUUCAACUGGUCAACCCAACAGGAUCUACUUUACCAUGCGCCUAACUACCAUAUCAUUGCUCGCCUGUCUUCUGGCAAUCACCUUUGCCUGCCCUUCGCUGUUCGACAAUCCAGUCUUGGUUAGUAAUGACACAUACUUGUCUGCAGCGCUUGAGAAGCAGGUUGGCGAGCAUGACCAACUUAGACAAAGGUGGGUAGACGCCGUUGACACUGUCACCACUUUAGACAGGAAUCGCUUCUAUAAGCGCUGGCCCAAAGAUCCUAUCAGCAAUACUCACCUCAUCUGGUACUGUUACGAGGAUGAGUCAACGCAUGCAGAGAUGGCCACUACAGUCGACCAAGCGCUCAAGCUGUGGUACGACAAGAUCAAUGGCCCUGGUGCCGAUAGUGGCCACGCUUUGGAAGUUAGAGACGGUACAGAUCUUGCCUCUGAGCAGCCUUGGUGCCGUCUCCAGCCCCCUCACCCAAAUGCGUACAAUUGGGAUAGUAACUGGAACCCAAAACACAGCCCCACUACGGUUGUGAUUCGAAAAGGAAAGCCCCACGGUAUCGGAGCUGUCGCGAGUACGGGUUACAAUCCAGAAGCCACAGGAGGCGAUCAUUAUGUGGUUGUCGAUCUGUCCAAGUACCAUCCCUCUCACUGGGCCAGUUCAAUCGCACAUGAGUUUGGACAUGUCUUCGGGCUUUCACAUGAACAUCAGCGCAAAGAUCGCGACAAGUAUUACCACUUUGAGUGCAAGAACGUCGGCAACUACGACCAGGUCAAGGAACAGGUCAAACAACACAAAAGCCCAGUCAGAUACAGUAUGGCCGAUGUCUGCAAAAGCGCCAUGCUUGGUUUCUCCUACAACAACUUCGCUGCAACGGAGUUUUCGAAAGAGAAUAGGAUCGAUGAAGACGGUAUCGAAGAAUUCACGCUCGACGGACCAUCCGACCCUCAGUCCAUCAUGCUCUACUCAAGCGCCGCAUACAUGAAGGCAGAGGGGAACUGGAAGGAUUGGAAAGACGCGGUUCUUGUCAAAUGGAAGCCUGCAUUUGCAGGGGAGAGCCACCCCAGAGAACGCACCCAAGACAACUGCGACAUCAUCUAUGCGAACACGUUGGUAUCCAAUGGAGAUAUGGAGUACAUCAAGAUCGUAUACCCGUGGGUCUGAUAGACAUACACUGACUCUUCCGAUUCUCUCCAGACUUCUGAGGUAAAAGAUUCCUCUUUACACAUCAUAAGUAAAUUCACAGGCAUUAGAUACCUGGAUAGUUU
Dothidotthia symphoricarpi CBS 119687 is the source of this 1495-nucleotide messenger RNA. RefSeq lists its product as uncharacterized. NCBI's taxonomy places the organism in Eukaryota, Fungi, Ascomycota, Dothideomycetes, Pleosporales, Dothidotthiaceae. The transcript has 3 exons. The record is from RefSeq and is a predicted model, not a curated record. Gene Ontology annotation, molecular function: metalloendopeptidase activity; zinc ion binding. The coding region runs from base 273 to 1391 and encodes 372 amino acids. Gene Ontology annotation, biological process: proteolysis.